Molecule: messenger RNA, 5166 nt
Organism: Paramecium pentaurelia
Lineage: Eukaryota; Ciliophora; Oligohymenophorea; Peniculida; Parameciidae
Source: the annotation of a GenBank genome assembly
AUGGAUUAUAAUGGCUUUUCUUUAGAGUGCUAAUCAAGUUAACAACUAUGCUAUAACACAGUGAAAGAUAUGAAAAAAAAGAACUUGAUAAACACAUUGUGGCAAAUAGUAAAUAAGAUGUCUAGGAAAAAAGAGAAAAAGGAUAAAUGGAGUGAAAGCAACGUAAGUGAGUUCUCCCAAAACAUCAAUAGAGGUGCAUUAUCAUGUUUUGCUGAACUCUGUACAGAAUUAGCAUGCAAUAAUUAAAUUAAGUAUAUACAUUUACUUUUAUAAUUAGAGAAGUCAAUCUAUCUAGAUGUAAUAUUAAUAUUUACUAUGCUAUUGAAUUGGCUAAUUUAGUUUAAAAGAAUACUAACAUCUAAGUCUUAGAAUUAGCUGGGUGUAAUCUUAAUUCAUUCUCUUUGAGUUGUAUUUUCAAAUCAGUAACAAUUACCAUAUGUGUAGAUGAUAGAUCAUACAAGACUUACACGUCUCAAUUUAUCAAACAAUAAGGGUUUCACCUUUUCUUCAGUUGAAGACUUUUGUAAAUAUGUACUCAAAGGAAAAAACCCUCUUAUUGAAAUCAAUUUAAGUUUUUGUAAUCUUGACAAUGUUUCCUUGUCUUUGAUUUUACCAAAUCUCAAAUAUUUGAGGUCUCUAAAGUAAAAUAUACUUAAUUUUAAGGCGUUUUAUCAUAUCCUUAGUAAAAUUCAAUUCUUCAGAAAGCAUUUUAGCAUUAAGUAGUGCAAUGCUUAAUUAUACAGGAAAUAAAUCACUUGAUUAUUUAGAUUUAUCUUGGAAUCGUAUUUAAAAUCAUGGAUUGGAAUUACUAAGUGUAGCUUUGUUUAUGUCAGUUAGAUAAAUCAAUAUUAGAUCAUUAAAUUUAGAAUAUAAUCAAUUAACUUAAGAUUGUAUUGAAUCAUUAGAAGCAAUUCUAUUGAAAUUAAAUAUUGAAGAAAUCAAUUUAUCAAAAAAUAAAAUCUCUGAAUUUCAAAAUUAGCAAUUAUUAAACAAAAAAAUGACAAGAAUAGAUCUUUCAUAUAACAGAUUUGAAGAAAUUCCUAAUAAUUUUUUCUUAAAUGUACUUUCUUUAAAUCUUUCAAAUAAUUCCAUAAAGACAUAAGGAGCAUAUUAGAUUUCUUAGGUUGUCAGUUCAAAAAAAGUUAUGUGGAUGGAAUUGAAUUUAAAUAAUAAUGAAAUUUCUACUUAAGGAUUUGUAUCUCUUAUAUAUGCACUCAAAGAAAAUCAAAGAUUAAUUAGUUUAUCAGUUGCUAAUAAUAAUAUAAGUGGUGAAGGAAUUUUAGUAUAUGUUUUCAAUCAUGAAUAAUUAAAUUUAUAACAUUUAGAUCUCUCUUGCAAUUAUUUAAGGUAUGAUUUAGUAUAUGCAUUAAUUUCAAUGAUGAAAGAAUGUUAAUUAAAGACUUUAGUACUAUCUAAAUUAAGAUAAGAUGAAAAUGAUAUAUGUAGUGGAAGAGAUGAAUUAUUUGAAAUCAAAUGUACUAAUUUAAGAAUGCUUGAUUUAUCUGAAAAUAGUUGUAUGAUUUCAUCUUUACUUAAUUCAUUGUCUCUUUAAUAUAAUAGAGUAGAAUAUUUAAAUCUAAAUGGUUGUUAGAUAAAUAAGAAAGUAUUGAUUGAAUCUUUAUCUUCUUUUUUAAAAAGAACAUUAAGUCUUUAAACUUUAUUAUUAGCUAGAAAUAAUUUAGGAAGUUUAGAUGAAUAAAGUUUCAAAAUUCUUAAUGAUGGAUUAUCAAGUAAUUAAUCUUUAACUCAUUUGGAUUUAUCAACAAAUAAACUUAAAAUAAAAAUACUUAAUCUUAUUAAUGGUUUAGCUAAUUGUAGAUAUUUAAAAUUUUUAAAUAUUAGUAAUAAUUUAAUUUAUGAAACAAGAAAUCUCAUACAUGAUUUUCCAAAAUUAUUUCUUAAUCCAAAUCUAUAAUCAAUAGAUAUAUCUAAGAAUUUAAUAGGAAGUCAAACCUUAUUACAUACUAGAGAAACAUUAUUUAAAUAUUAUCGACCCUUCCCUCAAAUGAAUUUAUCAAAAUAAUAAUUUACUGCAGAUGAUUUACAUAUAAUUACUUAAAUAAUUUCAGAAUGUUAAUCAAUUAAAAAGUUAGAAUUAUCAGACAAUGAUUCACUUGAUUAUAUGAAUAAUGUAAUGACAUAUGGAGAAAAUGUUAAAGUUGAAUCUUUAUCUAUAAAUAAAAUCCUAUUUAGAUAGGAUAGUUUCUUAAAUUUACUUUAUACUAUUGAAUUGAAUUUUAGACAUAUAAGAUUUUUGGAAAUUUCAAAUACUUUGUUAUUUCAAGAAUAACUUAUAUAAUUAUUAUCUUCAAUAAGAUUGAUUAAAAAUUUAGUAGUAAUAAUACUGGAUUAUUAAUCAUUUAAAGAAAAUGAUGAACAAGUACUUGAAGCCCUCUAUUCUUGUUUAAAUUGUUUUCGUAAUCUAAAACAUUUCAGUGUUAGAAAAUCUACAUUGAGUAUGCCAUUCUAUGUAUUUGUUUCUGAAUUAUUGAGAAAAUCCUAAAAAUUAUUAGAAUUAGAUUUAAGUGGUAAUGUAUUAAAUUCAAAUGAUUUUCAAAUCUUAUGUGAUGGAUUGUUUGUCAAUAAUAAUGUGACAAGUAUAUAUAAUUUAGUAAUUAGCUUUGAAUUUUCGAAAUUGCAAACUUACAGAUGAAUCCUUUUUAUUAUUAAUGCCUUGUUUACAUGCUAAAUCAUAAAUUAAGAAUCUAGAUAUUUCUUAAAAUGAGAUUACAUUAACAAUAUUAUAAAAGAUGGAGUAAUUAUUAGAAGGACAUAAAUGUUCUGUAUAGAGUUUAAAGAUAUAAAAUAUUUAAACAUAUUGGGAUAUUGAAUAGAUUCCAUUCUCUAAUAAAUUUAGUAAUCUCUUUCAUAAUUUAAAUAAUAUUGAUAUUUCAAUGAAUUAUAAAUAGAAUGAAAAUUUUAUAUUACUAUUAGAUGGAUUUAUUAAGGCUAAGAUUCUUUAGAAUGUUUAGAUAUUGAGUGUAAAUAAUUGUGGGAUUAUGGAUGAUUAAUGUUAAACACUAGCUAAUUUGAUAGAGGAUAAUGCAAUAAUUUAAGAAGUAUCUUUGAUUAGUAAUCGUUUGACUAGUAGAGGAUUUAAGACUAUAUUUGAUCCUAUUUUAAGGAAUACAAGUACUUUAUAUAAAUUGAAUGUAUCUAAGUAAAAUUAUUAAUAUUAUAAAUUUUAAGAAACUUUAUAAAAGAUCAAUAUUUCAAUGAAUUAACAUCUGCUUAGAUAGUUCCACUUAAGUAUUUUAGAUUAUUGAUAAUGGAUGGGAAUUUAUUUUAAGGAUUCAGAUAUUCUGGUUUGAUACCAUUAUUAUAAAAGAAUCCUAAAUUAUAUAUUUAUAAUAAUUGGAUUAAUGUAACUGAAAGUUUUGCAAAAUAAAUAGUUGAAUAAUAUGUGAUAUUUGUUAAUGAUUAUAAUAUUUCAAAGGGAAUACCAAAAUAUUUGACAUCUUUAAUUAUAAGGAAUACAAAAUUAAGUGAUUAAUUUUAUAUUUGGUUUGGAUCUUAAUUUUUUAGAUUACCAUAUUUAGAGUAUAUAGAUUUUAGAGGGAGUUCUGAAUAGAUGACUAGUUUGAGCAAAAUGCAUAUGUAUAUAGACAUUGUUAAUGAGAAUUUUGUGAAUUACAAUCUGAUUGAGGUUUGUUUCGAUCAGAAUUAAGAUAAUGAGUAAUAGCAUUAUUAACUAAUAGACCUAAUCAUUUUGAUGAUGGAUUGUUUAAGUAUUGGUUACAAAAUUUGAAAGAUUUCUUGUAAAAUAAAAAUCAUAUCUCAUUACAAAAGAUGGGUGUUAUUGUAAAUGAUAUAGAAUAAGUAAGAUGGGGUAAAAUAGGUAAAUGGAUUGUUCAUAUAAUUAAUACAACAUUAAAUUUGAUCUAGACUUAAAGUUAUGAUUUUAGAUUUAGUAGUUCAUUACACAGUUAUACACGCAAAUAAUUAAUAAGAAUAAGAAUUAGUAUGAUUAUAGGAACUAUAAAUGAACUAAUAAAAAUAGUUUUAGGUAUAGGUGCCAUAUUGAUGCCUAGUUAAUUGAAUAAAGUACUAUAAGAAUGUUAAAAUUUGUCUUAUUGUUUUGGUAAUGAUGUAGCUCUAGCAUUUUAUGGAGAAGCCAUUAUAAUAAUAUUUUUAGUUUUAUCAUAGUCUUGUUUCGGUCUUUGGUUUUCCAUAUAAAUCCGAUUACAUGCUACUCCUGAUUAUUGUAUCUAAACUUCAGAUAUGAUUAGAUAUUAACACUUUAAAUUUGCACAUAAAUCUGAAGUCUGGUUGUAUAUAUUACAAUUAAUCAUAUCAUUUAAUUAUUUAUUAGAAUGUAAAAUAUUAGGAUCUAUUUUUGAAAUCAUAUCAUAAAUCAAUACUAAUCAAACAAUUGAUUUUGGAGAUCUAAAAUAUGAUUUCAUUUUAGUACUCAGUUUUAUGGCAUCAUUAAUCCUAUUUAAAUCUGUCUUUUAGUUAUACAUAACAAUAAAAUCUUUACUUAUCUUUCUCUAUGCUCCUGUGGCUGAUCAAGCCAAAUUAUUUCAAGCAUGUUUUAUUAAGGUAUAAGCAGAUCAUAUGCUUAAUAUUGAAAGUGUUCUAUAAAAUUAUUGUCCUUAAAGUGGUAUAUAUAUUAAGGGGAAAUUGUGGAAUUAUAAACAACUUUUUGAACCAAUACAAGGAGUAUUAGAUUUAGGUCUUUUAAUUUGUAUAUCAGUAUUAACCAAAUUCAGAAGACAAUUCUUUUGUAUACUCUAAUUUGAAUAGUUAUAUACUACUACUGAUAUUAUUAUUCUAAUUUUUCUAUGCAAAACUUCAAUUAAAAUUAUUAAGCAUUUUUAUUGUGCUCUUAUAUCAAGACCACCUUAAUUGAAAGUGUCUGAUUUAAAUGAAGCUUUAUUAAUAAGACGUUAUUAGAAGAUGGGUAAUUCUCUAUAGAUUGUUUAGAAAUAUCCUAAAAUAUCUAUUUAGAAAUUAAAGAUAUCAUCUUCAUAAUCUAUAGGUAAGAAAAGUAGUAUUGAUUUCAAAAUGGGAGCUUAAAUAAAAACAAGAAGUGAUAGAAGUAUAAUUAUUUAAAGAGAGAGUUUAAAUGAAGAUGAUGUUGAUUAUAUUCCAGAGAGUAUUUAAAUGCCAAUGGCUCCUAUACAAAAUAAGUCUAUGAAGAAUAUCUAAUUAAAAAACUUUUGA